CUACAGCUUGGACAGGUAUAGAGGACACAGAGAAAAGCAAAGGAGAAGUUGGACUGUGUUUUCCGUCAUAGCGUUCAAGAAGGGAUGCUGUGAAACCAACUGGCAAAGUGAUGGAGAUGGAAGGCAGGCAUGCACGGUUAGCAAGGAUGGACGAACAAGACAGAAUAAGCCAAGCAUCCAGCGUGGCCACAAUCUCCUACUUCCCUGUCAUAAGGGAAAGUGAUGGAAAGGUGCAAACGUUUGGAAAAAGAUGCCAGUCGGCCAAGAGAGACCCCAAUUGUCUUGUGGUCAUCAGAGGAUGGCUCAACAAAAAAGACAGUGCUGGCUUGAAAUUAUGGAAGAGAAGAUGGUUUGUCCUCUCCAAUUACUGCUUGUUUUACUACAAAGACAGCAGAGAAGAAUUGGUGUUGGGUAGCAUUCCUCUACCAAGUUAUAAAAUCUUAUUUUGCACACCUCGAGAAUGCAAAAACAGGAAGUUCACCUUCAAGGUGGUGCACCAGGGAAUGCGUUCGUAUUACUUCAGUGCAGACACUCAGGAGGACAUGCUGGGUUGGGUGCGAGCGCUCAGUCACUCGGCUUCCAUGGAGACAGACAAUUCUAUAAGCAGACGCUGCUCGAGUUACCAAGAUUUCACUCAAAUGGGUGGCAGCAGCGAAUCAGUGGAUCUGCCCAAGUCCUCCUCAGAUGGAGAGGGCUUGUCCCAAAAUCCCAGACACGUCAGCAGAACCUUGAUUGAACCAAGCCAACUCAGAGGAGGCCAUAUCGGGACGUCUAGCAUGGAGCAGAGAGGAAGGAGGAGUGGACAUCAAAAGAACAGAAGUCCUUCAGCGAGAACUCCAAGCCCAUGGGGUCCAAAUCGGGAGGGGGAUUUCCUCCCCUUCAGCUUAGACCACAUCGCAUCACCGACACAAGCAGAAAACGUAGUAACAACCUCCAAAGGUCAGCUGGGGUCACGCCCUCACACACCGGUGGGAAGGGUUGACAUUCGACCACAGGAUGACCCGGUCACGGUGCCGGACACGCUGUACUACACACCUGUCUCGCCUAAGAUGGAGUUGAAAUCAAAUUCCAGCACUCCAAUCACAGAGAGGCGGCAACAUAUAAAAAAGCCUACACCUACAUACGGAUCUGUGCAUCAUGCCCCCAAUGGGCGAAGACCUCUUGGAAAGAGCUACUCUACAGGGGACCACAAAGACCUGUUGCCCCCUUUGCCACCCUCAUCCAGGGCUGCACACGUACACCACCCACUUCACCAUCACCACCGUCCCUCCAGUGUACCAACAGUGCACGUGGUACAGCCAAAUAAUGAUGCACUGAUGAUCCUACAGCCACCGAAGUUUGAACCAAUACCAUCAAUGAGGCUGAUUGAAAGUGAUGCUGAUGCUGUGCUAACAAGGUUGUGUGGCUGCGACAAGCUUCUACAGUCUUUGUCCUUAGAACUGUCUCAUCUACAAAUGGACAAGGACAGUGUUCAGUGUGCUUUGGAGGUGUUGAGGCUGCAGCUGGAGGACUGGAACAGCCAAGGACCACGAGCGCAGGAGGAGGCCCGGACCCAGAAAGCCUUGCUACAGGAAGAGCUGGUCACAAUACGGGCCAGAAUGUGUGAUGUAUCAUUGGAAAUGGAGCGGGUGUGGACUCAGUAUGAGAGAAUGGAAAGUGAACUUUCUGUGUUUCGCUCACACCUGCAGCACAUUUGUAACUUUGGAAUGCCACAGGAGCAGUGCCAAGCCCAGAGAGAGUUAUGGAUGAUGGAGGACAUCCUCGCCGGGUUAAAGGUCAACAGGGAUCACUUCCACUUCCUUCUAGGACUCCAGAGACACCACAUGUUUGAAACCUCAGGGCCUCAUCCUGGAUCUCCUGGUUCUCCCAAAGCGAUGCCUCAUGGUCUGCCAAUAAAUGUGGAAGAACAACCACCGGUCCGCCCUCCUCUACCACAGGAGCUCCAGGAAAGUAUCCAGAUCAGGAACCAGAACCGUGGCAGUACCGAGUCAUCAUAUGAGGGGAUCUACUCACUCACUGAUCACAAAAGAGGCAAAUGCCAACCUGACCUUCUGAAAGCGAAAUUACACAAAGAUGCAACUGCAUCUCAGUCAAAUACUAAGUGGAUCACAGCAGAUGCAGCAGGCCAGUCAACCAAGAAGAUGAAGAUGAGCGAGGAGGAGCAGAUGGAGAGGAUGAAGAGGAAUCAGGAGAGGAUGACGAAUAGGAAGAAACCUCCCAUACCCUCAGCAGCUGCAAAGAGCCAAAGUCAAAGUUUGGAAACACAAGUGGAGGACCCCUUUCCUUUAAGGAUGACACGAGUCGUCACGGCUGUGCUGCCGUCCUCCCUUGUGGCUCGACGGGUUUCCUUGGAGGAUUCCCCGCCUGAGCUCAGCCCACUGCUGCCUGACCAGGUGUCACCUGAGUUCCACAGCAAAAAAAAAACCAGACCAUCCAGCAGGCCCACCCAGGCACACCCGGAAAGUGCUGAUCAAACCUCACAGUGUCUUAUGAUGAAGGCAGGGAGACUGGUAUCUGGAAGCACCAAGCUGGAUUCUGCUGCUUCUAUGGAGAACUCAAGGGUGCAUCUUGGUGGGCCAGGAGAUGGAAGUAUUCGCUGUGAAAUCAAGGCAGAUGAACAGACCUCUGCCCUCCUGACCUCUGACAUGGCCCCUGACCUCUGUAUGACCCCAGAGCAAAGCAAAGCCAAACUCAAGCGUGCUGAAAGAGUAGGCCAGCGAGUCACACAUAGUGCAGUCAGAGAGAGUGACACAUCACCAAUCAAGGGGGUGGAGCUUCUCCAUGACACCCAUGACACAUCUGGAAAACAAACCUCAACAUCAGAUCAUAAUUCUAAUUGCCAUUUGAAGACCUUCAGAAGUUCCUUGCGUUAUGUUCCUUCAGACCCUACAUCUCAAAAUGAAGAUACACAGAAUGCACAUGUUGACAAGGCAAACCGUCCAUCAAAGUUUGGGAGCAGAACACAAAACAAAAAUCACACUCGUAGGGCCGGAGUUGCCACCAAAAUCAAACGGCCACCAUCUCCACAUCACAUCACGUCUAUGACGGUCUACCAAACAGAUGGAGGUAAGGAAUUUAUAAGCUACAAGGAUGGAGAACAGCAAGAGACUCAUGAACUUGAUGAUGGUGGUGACGAUGAAGAAUGGAGUAUUUCAUCAUCUGAUUUAAGAUCCAAGUGGUUCCUUUCCACCAACCACCGUCAUGAAUUCCUACCUUUGCACAUCCCUGACAUUGACAUCUGCUCUGAAGGGACGCCAGGUAAGGAGGACCAACCCGUUUGUCUUGAUGAUGGCAACUUGAUGUCCUCCACAGUCAGUCAGAGCUUAGAGAAAAUGAAAGAAAACCACUCGCUGUUCUAUAAGAUCGCUUGUGACAUCAGCAUUUCGGACACGGACAUCACCAAGAAUGAUUCCUGCAUAUCGCCUCGGCUGGGAAAUGAAGAAGAGCUUUUCAUCACAGAAUGCAUGGUUGAAAGAACAUCUGAUCAGGAGAGAAAGGACCUCAGCCAAGUGUUGCCAGAUGAAAACAGUCGCUCAAAUGAGGAAAAAGUGACCACAGAGAAUGUACUCAAGCUGAACAUUAAAGACACUAGAUCUCCUGAUCAGACCUUGGACUGUGGCAGCGAGGCGAACGGUGGCACCAAAGAGCCAGAGGAAAGUGGUGAGGCGAACCAGGAGACGAACAACGGUGUCAGUCGGAGCGCCUCUUUCCAAAAGGCAAAGGUGACUGUUUUAAGGACCAGUUUGUAGAAGGAGAUGGAUUGAUCUGUUUAUGGGAAUGCAGGACGACAAUUCAAACUGGAUCACAGGAAGAUAAGGUACAUUGUCAGGAAUCCGGAGACUGAAGGUGUUCAUUCCUAUAAAAUCGAUUGGUGCUGGUGAUACGUAGUAUGUAUGCAUUGCUACUAUUCCUCUGACUGGUGGUUGACCAAAUCCAGGUCCACUGUAGGAUGUCCGAACAGAACAAACCAACUGUCACUUUCUCUCUCAAUUGUUCAAAUACCACACGAUCACGCUCUUCUAUCAACACACUAGGUGGAUGAAUCAGUGUGGUUCUGCAAUUAUAUAGAUACAAAGUAAAUAGAUGCCCUCUUAGGCCCUGUCCAAAUUCCACAUCCACACUGUGCCAGAUUAGUAAAUAGUUGCAAGGCAGAAUGAUGGGUGGCGCUGUGAACAAACACACACGGAACUAUGUGACUAGAGAAGAAGAAAGACCACAUGCGCAAGUAUGUCUUUUUCCAAGGAUCAUCUAGACUUGAGUGGAAAAACUUCUGCGAGUCAUUAUGGAGUACUAGACAACAAAAUAUCAGAAUGUCAACUAGGGUGAGUCAUGUCCAUUGAAACAUUCAGGCAAUAUGUUGGCUUGUUGUCAAAGCACACUUCUGGUCAUGUGACGGCAACGAGGUAGCGUCAUUUUCAGAUUUUCCCACUCUGGUUGGUUUUCAAAAACUACCAUUUCAGGGCACUAAAAACUCCACUCAUGAGACAAAGUGAGGGGUAAGUCACCAUUGAUGGACUACACUGCUGAUGGGGAUGUCAUACAACUUCAUGUCCAAACAUUCAAACCAUCCCUUUAACUUGAUUGCUGGCUGAAACAUAUUCAUAUCCAUAUCGAACCGCGGCCUUCAAAAGUUUGACACGUUCAUUCUGGAAAAAUAAACAUAUUGAUCCGUCCAAUCGCUUUUAAAUGUUCGCUUUUCUCAAUCAACUUUUCUUACUUUCUCACUCCUCGGGAAGUAAAGCAAUUUAAUUGGCUCAUUUUGAGUGACGUCACCACGUUUACUGUCAUUACACCAAGUCAUUAGGCCCGCCUUCUGCCACUGCAAUCUGUCUGCUAGCAUGAUUAUAUGUUAUUAUUAUUAUUAUUAUAUUACAGUUCACAUUCACUUUAAUUGGUCAUGGGUCCAUAAAGGACCAUUACUGGGUCUGUAUCCGGACCAAGGGCCGCUAUUUGGCGAUGGCUGACAUAGAUAAUGCAGACUCGGAGGGGGGUUAUACGUAUGGUCUACAGUUCAGUCUGCUAUAGGCUGGCCUUUUUUACAAUUCCUGUCCAUUAACGCCACUUCAUAUACAGAACUGCUUUGUUUUAGUCCGCCAGAUAAAUAUUGUUUUUUGUGUUAGCUGGUACAAUAGCUUGGUUAAUAUACAAGUCACUAGCCAUGUUUACAUGAGGAGUUUUUCUCUUUCCGAAUGGAAUCUUUCCGAAUGACCUUUCCGAAAGCAAUGGUAUACAUGGAAAGGAAUAUUCCAAUGGCGUGUCUACAUGCGCCGCUAUAAUCAACCAGAAUAGUCAAUGGGGCAUGCCCAGUAAAGCGUAAACACCAACAUCACGUGAUAACGACUUCCUCCAGUUUUUCUUUCACUUGUUGGAAUAACUCCGUAUUGCCAGUUUUUCCUUCGUCCAGUCUUGAAAUUUAGUUUGAAUCAAAAACAAAGCAGUCCAGUGACGAUUGCUCGCCUCCAUUUUUUUAAAUCGAAGAACGUCUCAAACUGCGUGUUACGUCAUAGCUCAGCAUUCGCUGAAAGAACGCACCCGGGAACAGGAAAAGAUAAAGUUCAAUCUUGCUAUUAUUUUAUAAUUAAGCUCGGCACAUGUUUUAUAUAGAUAUGUAUUUUCUUUUUUAAUAAAACUGGACUUGUGAAUGGCGUAUAGAAGGGUUUAGAUUCUGUUCCACAGAUGGCGCUAAUGCACACCAAAGAUGCUUGCCAACCGCCAAUAAACAACAGAAGAAGAAAAACACCACGAAGAAGAACGCAGUCUGACAACUUUCCGUUUGAGCGGGUACAAGAUACCUCAAUCGGAUUGGGGAAAGGAAUAUUCCACCCCUGGGAAUCCCAUUAUAUAUUCAUUCAGAUUGGCACUUUCGGAAUGAGGUGUAUACAAAGGUUACAUUCUUUACGUUUAAGCAAAUAACCACAAUGGAAUAUUUGGGUCCAUGUAUACGUGGCAAACUACUGCCGGAUUUUUUGUGAGGGCUUUGAUGUCAAAAUAGGUACAUAGGUCCCACGACGUAUAUUGUUAGCUAGCUCAUACUAACUCAUUUUCUCUCAUUACAACAAUGCACAGAAAGUGCAUUUUCCUUUAAAGCAACAAAGUAAUAGACUAUUGUACAGUACUGUAGGUUCCGCAUCUUUAAAAUUAUUUUGAAGUUUGAAGUGAUUGUGUCUUGAAGUGUACAAUGGUGUGCUUUUCUGAGUGUAAUUAGACAUCAUUUUUGGUCAACUAUCUACAUCAUACA
This is a messenger RNA of Doryrhamphus excisus (bluestripe pipefish), 6238 nucleotides long. The record is from RefSeq and is a predicted model, not a curated record. Lineage: Eukaryota; Metazoa; Chordata; Actinopteri; Syngnathiformes; Syngnathidae.